CUACCAUCUCCAAACUGUGCACAUGGAUAUUAUAUUUCUUCAAAAUAGUAGUUUAGUUUUUUUUGUCGUAGGCUGUGAAAAGUUUUAGUGAAAUAAUAAGAAUUUCAGUACAAACGCUGAACUGGAAGCUACUAUAUAAGCCAAAUAAUUGUAGACGAAAUCGUGCAUUUGUUAUAAAUUAUAUUUUUUGCCUCCAUUUACUUGGCGCAAUUUUCGUGCUGGCAAUGUAAUCACUCCGAGCUGACGACAAGUGCUGGUGACCUAGAUUUUGGGAGUCCUGCGCUUGAAACACCACCGCCACCGCAAUACUCUGCUCCGUUCGCCUGUUAAUCCUUCCUGCAGCAACAAAGUAAAGGUCACAAAUCGCGAGGCAAGCCUUUUUUUGGGUUAGCGGAGUCAGAGAUCACAACGAGCUUAGAACGUACUAUAUGACCAGGUGACCAGGACAUGCUGACAUGCGUAACAACAGCGGCUAUAAUAUCCCGGCCAGCAACAGUCUGAACAACAACGCAGCACCUGCCCCACGUUACUGCAAUGCGGACAAUACGUUUUGCUACUAUAACUACGAUAACUGCAACCUGAUUGCUCCCGGAUGGAGUAGCCGUCAGAGCCAGAAUCAAAAUCAAGUUCCCAACCAGAACCACAACCUGCCGUCAAAGCGAAUUCCCACCAAGCAAGCUGCCAGAUCAAACUACCAUCAAUCGGCGGCCAAUUCGGCGCCGGAUUCCUCGCUUUACGCCGAUGCAUUUGGCCAGCACUCCCUGGUCAACCAGCGUAUAGCUGGCAACAAGAGCUGCGAGUACGUCUACCAGUCUGUUCGACGAUCGGAGGAUCAGCAUUCCAAUGGGCAGUACAAGCUGACAAGGCCCUAUGCUGCUGACAAGGAGCAACAGCAGAUGUUGCUGCAGUCAUCCAUCGUUUACUUCGAUCCGGAGCUAAAGAAACGGAAAGCCCGGGCGGGACGUGUGUCCUCUGAUUAUCUGGACAAUAGUCCGGACCGAUUUCGGGCCCUCAAUUCCCCCUCACCAGAGCCGACCUGGGAUACCAUACUCUCAGAACGGCCGACCCAAUAUCAGACGACAAACCAGCACUAUCAGCACUAUUUUUCGUACUUUUACAAUCGUGGAGCGGAGAAAUUGUCGAAGUCCCCGGUUGUCGUUGCCAAUAGCCGCAAACUGCCAAUGAGUAAAUUCCAAAAGUCCGGUGCCAGUCGCAGGGAUUCGCGAGAUGUCGAUGACACCGUCAUUAUUGGUCGAAGGGACAAUUCGGAGGACAGGAGCUGGCAGAGUCCAAAAUAUGAGAAGAACGUUCUGAAGGAGAAGCUGCCGAGCAAUGAUGUGGAAGCGGAUUACCUGGAUAAUGGCUGGGGAGAAACCGGGAGUGGCGACGAUUACAGGGAUAUCAAGGAUGGCUAUGACCCAGCCAUUGUUAUAGAUAACGGCCUGGAUCAGGUCCAUCGACGCUAUUGCAGAAUGACCGAGAAUACGGUCCUGGAUGAUUUGGGAGAUACUCUAAUCAAUAACAACAAUAAUGAAUUGAAAGUCAUACGGAAAUCGACAGAUCAACCCGUGCCCCGGUUGCCGAUGACGCCAAAGAGGGCCAAAGGUGGAGCCGUGUCCGUCAAGAAACCAAUGCCCACGGUUCACCGGGUUCUGCUGUACAGCACACAAAGUCCACGGAUGGGCCGAAAGCAACAGUUUGCCACCCAGCGUCUUAGUAUAAAACAGCAAAACUCCAAAUCAUUAGGUGGCGGCGACGAGGGACAAACGGUUAUAUUGCUGGAGUCGGACUCAAAACAGGAAGACCACCGCAGUGUCAUUGACUUUGAUCGUAAUGAUGACUUCGACGAAGAUGAUGACCUCGACAAUCUUUCAAAUUUUGACGAAAGCGACACAGCAAGUGUCAUCUCGGACACCGAAGACGGUUAUCGUGCCCAUGCCUACAAGUUAACACAUUCCGUGGAUCGGUUUUCAUCACCCCAAAGCACGCCCAGCUUUUUGUCUUCUCAAUCUUCUGAGGAUGAUCUUAAAAAUCCGGAUUCCCUCCUCGUUCCCAGUUUGUUUCCCUACGUUCCCCCCUAUCUGUCCUUCUCGUCGAACACAAAAAAGGGUCCGCGCGUGCCGCCGGAUCUUCAUCGAGUACUGAAGUGGCGCAUCACAAAUAUAAUGCCAAAGGUUGUUCGCCUGAUUCUGGCCAACAGCGGAAUGCGAAUGUUGAAAAAAACCAAUGAUUGGAUGGGUGUUUGGGGCAAGCAUUUAAAGUCGCCGUGCUUUAAGGCCAUUCGGUCAUACCAAAAAAUCAACCAUUUACCUGGCUCAUUUCGCAUCGGUCGAAAGGAUUCGUGCUGGAAAAAUCUCCAAAGGCAGAUGGGCAAGCACAGCAACAAGGAAUUCGGAUUCAUGCCUCGCACCUAUAUUAUUCCCAAUGAUCUGGGUGCAUUGCGCAGGCACUGGCCGAAGUAUUCCCAGCGAAAUACGAAGUGGAUUAUAAAGCCACCGGCCAGUGCUCGGGGUGCUGGAAUUAGAGUUAUUAACCGGUGGGGUCAGAUCCCCAAGCGAAGGCCCCUUAUCGUACAGAAGUAUAUUGAACGGCCACUUCUUAUAAAUGGAAGCAAAUUUGACCUGCGUCUAUAUGUCCUUGUAACAUCUGUUAAUCCCUUGCGAGUUUUCAUGUAUCACAACGGAUUGGCUCGAUUUGCUUCUGUGAAGUACAGUGCUAAGACGGACACUUUAAAUGAUCGGUGUAUGCACUUGACCAACUACAGCAUCAACAAGUUCUCCUCGAAUUAUUCAAAAAACGAAGAUGUCAAUGCCUGUCACGGGCAUAAGUGGACCAUCAAGUCUCUGUGGACGUAUUUGGCAAACCGAGGGGUUCGUACUGACUGCCUGUGGGAAGCUCUUCGAAGUUUGGUCCUUCGUACGAUUCUUGCUGGCGAGAAUGGGAUUAACAGCAUGAUCAGAGCAAAUGUAGAAUCCAAAUACAGCUGCUUCGAGCUGUUUGGCUUUGAUGUAAUUUUGGACUCCGACCUGGUUCCUUGGCUUUUGGAAGUUAAUAUAUCUCCGAGCUUACACUCGGAACUGCCACUAGAUGCCCAUGUCAAGGCUCCUUUAGUGCAGGGCGUUCUGAACACGGCUUUGUACAACGUACCUCCAAAACUAUCUUUGGAUAAGCAAAAAGAACUGGCCGCAGAAUUUUCUUUUCCUCCUGGCACGCAAAUGUGUUACGACAAACGGCUUUAUAUCAACUAUUUAUCUCGCGAAGAAAAGGUAAAACAUAACACCUUCACAAGAAAGUCUAUGGAAGAUCGAAACGAGUAUGUAAAUGCGAUCCUGAAUAAUCUUACUCCCGAUGAUGUGCGGUGCCUUAUCAUAGCCGAGGAUGAACUGGCACGAUGUGCACCAUUGGAACGUAUUUUUCCAACAGAUCAAACCUAUAAGUACCUUAAAUACAACGACAGUCCACGGUAUUAUAAUCGCCUUUUGGAUGCCUGGGAAUCGCGCUACGCUAACAAUCGCACAGAAGGCAUUGCGUUGUUGCGCGACUAUUGUCAAAACAAAUAUCACCUUCAGGUCCCAACACCUCCAGCUAAAAAGGACUUGAACGAUGAAGAAAUAAGCUUAGUGGCUCCAACAACUAGAAGAGAUGAUCCCGAACCCUAGCAUCUGCAUUUUCUGCUCUUGACCAGACUUUUAUAUUCAAUCAGGAAUAAUCUAUUUACUGAUAAACGCCCCGUUUGGACUGUAGCAAACAACUUUUGAAUUUAAAACUGAAUUUUAGGAUUACACGGUAUCGCACGUGUUCAGCAACCAUUAAAAUUUGUAUGUAGUUCAAAUAUUAUUAGUAAAAGUUAAACAGUGAAUUAUUAAAUUAUAUGUUAACUAAAUAAA
Messenger RNA from Drosophila rhopaloa, 3887 nucleotides. It is a transcript of the gene TTLL4A, whose product is annotated as tubulin polyglutamylase TTLL4. Gene Ontology annotation, biological process: protein polyglutamylation; microtubule cytoskeleton organization. The coding region runs from base 456 to 3659 and encodes 1067 amino acids. The transcript has 12 exons. NCBI's taxonomy places the organism in Eukaryota, Metazoa, Arthropoda, Insecta, Diptera, Drosophilidae. Gene Ontology annotation, molecular function: tubulin binding; tubulin-glutamic acid ligase activity. Gene Ontology annotation, cellular component: cilium. The record is from RefSeq and is a predicted model, not a curated record.